Messenger RNA from Sphenostylis stenocarpa, 978 nucleotides. NCBI's taxonomy places the organism in Eukaryota, Viridiplantae, Streptophyta, Magnoliopsida, Fabales, Fabaceae. The record is from the annotation of a GenBank genome assembly.
AUGAAGGCCAUAGUGAUAACGAGUCCAGGGGGUCCUGAAGUGCUGCAGCUUCAAGAAGUGGAAGAUCCCCAACUCCGAGAUGACGAGCUUCUCAUCGGAGUCCACGCUACUGCCCUUAACAGAGCCGAUAUCUUCCAGAGGAAAGGCUCCUACCCUCCCCCUAAGGGUGCCAGUCCCUACCUCGGUCUCGAAUGUUCCGGAAUCGUCCUAUCCCUCGGUAAAAACGUUUCCAAAUGGAAAAUCGGCGAUCAGGUGUGUGCUCUUCUCGCCGGAGGAGGAUAUGCCGAUAAAGUUGCAGUUCCGGCGGAGCAAGUGCUUCCUGUUCCACCAGGUGUUUCCCUCACGGAUGCAGCUAGUUUUCCUGAGGUCGCAUGCACUGUAUGGUCUACUGUUUUCAUGAUGAGUCGUUUAUCUCGAGGGGAAACCUUCUUGAUUCAUGGAGGUUCUAGUGGGAUUGGUACAUUUGCAAUUCAGAUAGCCAAGUAUCGAGGGGCAAAAGUGUUUGUUACUGCAGGGAGUGAGGAAAAACUAGCUUUUUGCAAGAGUAUUGGGGCUGAUGUGGGCAUAAAUUACAAAACAGAAGACUUUGUUGCUAGGGUAAAGGAGGAAACUGGUGGACAAGGUGUUGAUGUUAUUCUUGAUUGUAUGGGAGCAUCCUACUAUCAGAAAAAUAUUGAUAGCUUGAAUUUGGAUGGAAGGCUCUUUAUUAUUGGCCUUCAAGGUGGGGUUACCACACAAGUAGAUCUCCGCUCUUUACUUGCGAAGCGUCUCACAGUACAAGCGGCUGGCUUACGUAAUAGAAGUGUUGAAAAUAAAGCCGUGAUUAUUAGUGAAGUGGAGAAGAAUGUUUGGCCUGCCAUUGCCGAAGGAAAGGUUAAACCUGUGAUCUACAAAUCUUUCCCUCUUGCCGAGGCAGCGGAAGCUCAUCAACUUAUGGAAAGCAGCCAGCAUAUUGGGAAAAUAUUGCUUUUGCCAUGA